Molecule: messenger RNA, 3171 nt
Organism: Rhodotorula toruloides NP11
Lineage: Eukaryota; Fungi; Basidiomycota; Microbotryomycetes; Sporidiobolales; Sporidiobolaceae
Product: serine/threonine protein kinase
Exons: 5
Coding region: 1-3171 (1056 amino acids)
Biological process (GO): intracellular signal transduction; negative regulation of glycogen biosynthetic process; protein phosphorylation
Cellular component (GO): nucleus; cytosol; cytoplasm
Molecular function (GO): ATP binding; protein serine/threonine kinase activity
Source: RefSeq, a predicted model, not a curated record
AUGUCCCCUCCUCCUCCACCGCCGGCCGAAGCGCCUCGUCGACCGUCCUUCGCCCCACUCUCUCGACAACACAGCCGAUCAUCCUCUCAGAUCGCGACUCUGGCCUCCCUCGCUCUCUCACCCGUGACGCCGACGACACCCCUGCCAUUCGCAUCAGGCUCGCGGGACCGCGCGCGGGAGAGGCGGAGUACAGGCGGAAGUACGGCCAGCGUCGAACGACGACGCGGAGAGGCGAUCGAGUCGAGCGAGGAUGGGUCCGACGCAGACGAACGGAGCGCAGACGGACGAGGGAGAGUGAGUGCCAGUGCGGACGGCGCAGCGGGGGGCAUGUCGCGGAGCACGUCGUCCAAAAGCAUCAAGGACAGGCGGUCGACCUUUCCUUCUGCCAUCGCCGCCUUGAACGUCCUCCCGACCGUCGAGUCCGACCCUGCGUCUCCCGCCGCGUCUUCUUCGCCUGCCACGUCUGUCCACCAGAACGCGUCCCGCCCGUCAUCGGGCACUUCCUCGCCCGUCACCUCUCUUCCGCCGACCGAUCCAGCUACUCCCGCCCAAUCCUCCUUCCCUUCGACAUCCACCUCCCUUGCGCAGUUUAUCCAGCAGAAACGACGACAGGCUUCGGCGCCGUACUUUGCGAGCGCGCGAAGCCAAAGCCUUUUCUCGCCAGGCGCGGGCUUCUCGCUCGGCCCGUCCUCGACCAACGCCGGUGCGGGUCCCUCGGGCUACUCUGGCUCCUGGGGUAGCGGUGCAGGCGGUACGCGUGCAGCAGGAGAGAUCGAGGCCGGUGCAAGCCAGAUCUCGCCUCGCCUCGCCUCUGCCUCGCUCCCUCCGUCGCGGAACCGCAGUCGAGCGAGCUCCAGGCGGGCGACGGCGACGGGCGGCGUGUUGUCGCUGCAGACCUUCGGGCUGAGCGCUCCGUUCUCAGAAGCGCAUGGCCUGGAGGACUCGGGACUCGUGCCUACGCCAACGACGGAGGAGUGGAGGGUUCUAGGGAGCGAGUUGUCGGAGCUGGCUUCGAUGCGAGCUCGGGAAGAGAAGGGGCGGAUGGAGUGCGAGGCAGAGAAGGGCGAGGCUGGAGCUGCCGAGCCAGACGAGGAGCAACGGAAACCGCGCUGGAAGCGGUGGCCGUCUCUGCAGGACGAUGCGUCGAGCGACGACGAGGAGGACAACUUUGCGCUCUCGCUCUCGCUGUCCAAGUACGGCAAGUACAAACACGGACACCAGCUACCGCACACGCCGCCGGAUCGCUCUCGCUCCAAUUCGCCGUCAAACAAGCCGAAAGACGAUGCGCACCCAUCUCGACCGGCGCCUUCGACGUACAAGUCCUCCUUCUCCUACACGUCAACCGGCUCGGGUGUGACGGGAGGCUUCACCUCGCAUUCGAACACGAACUCGAUCUCGUCCAUCACCGGCACGCAUCCCGUUCGUUCGCCUCUUACCGAUCCGCUUCCCUCGAUCGACACCUUCGAGCCGACGCACCGAAAGGGGCAGAAGAGCGACCCAUCCCUCGCCCUCUCGCACGUCACGGCUGAGUCGACGUCGACUCACCAGCGACCAGCCUUGUCUCGCGGAUCGCUCUCGAGCGCCACCGGCUCACUCAGCUCGACUUCGCCACCUCGAUCGCUUGACUCGUCGACGAAUGGCACGGCGACUCCCGCCUCGACGGAAGACUCGGACCGGACGGUCGAGCUUGCGCAGCCUCGACCGACCAAGCCGCAUGGCCUGCCGAGCCUGCCUCUCCCUCCGAGCGUCUUCCGCUCGCUCGAGGAGGGAGAGCCAAGUUUGCGCGACACAGGACUCGCUACGCCGCCUUCGGUCGCUGCAACACCCUUCGACGGCGACCCAUUCGCUUCGACCGCUCCCGCAUCUGCCUCCCUCCCGCCUACUCCGUACAUCGCGCCUCCCUCCGGCGACGAUUCGCAGGAUGUAGCAGGACGAAGCGGCGCCGCUGUCGACCUCGACUGGACGAAACCGCUCGGCCCGGUUGACCCGCGGACGUACUCGGCUGUGACGGGCGCACGGGACAUUCGCAGCUUCGUCUGCGACGAGGAGGAGGCGGGCAAGGGUGCGUACGGGAGCGUGCGGAGAGCGAGGGAGAAGGGCAAGGACGGCAAGCCUGUCGGGCCUGAGCUGAUUAUCAAGUACGUGAUCAAGCAACGGAUCCUCGCCGACUGCUGGAAGAAGCACAAGAUCCUCGGCCCGAUUCCGAUCGAGGUGCACGUCCUCGACCACCUCCGCCGCGUCCCCUACGAGCCUCGGCCACGGCUCAACUUUCUCUCGAAGCGGCGAGGGCGGAACGGGACGAUCACAAAGAAGGGGACGCCAGUGAGGCGGGACUCGGCGCCCAAGCUGGACUUGUGGACCGGCGGGAAGGAUGGCGGGGUUGUGCAGACUGGGCAUCCGAACAUUUGCCCGCUGCUCGAUUACUGGGAGGACUCGGAGUUCUACUUCCUCGUCAUGCCGCAAGCAACCGCCUCGCCGACAUCCGACCCUGACUCUCACCCUCGGCACGGCCAAGACCUCUUCGACUACGUCGACGCCCAUCCCGACGGCCUCCCUCCACGCGACAUCCACCGCAUCCUCUCGCAGGUCGCCGACGCAGUCUGGUUCCUACACGAACAUCAGAUUGUGCACCGCGACAUCAAGGACGAGAACGUCACGCUCGAUGCGGAUGGGAACGUCCGGCUGAUCGACUUCGGCUCGGCGGCGUACGUCAAGGAGGGUCGCAAGUUUGACACGUUCUCCGGGACGCUCGACUUCGCGGCUCCCGAGGUCCUCAAGGGCGCGCGGUACGGCGGCAAGGAGCAGGACAUCUGGGCGCUGGGCGUCCUCGGCUACGUCUUGAUCUGCGGCGAAUGCCCGUUCUGGUCGCCGGACGAAGCGAUGCAGGGCAUCUCCUCCGACACUCGCGCCUAUGCCGCCAUGCGGUCUAAGAUCUCGUCGUCGACGUCGUCAUCAGCCUCUAGCUCGUCGUCGACGUCGGAUGAGCCGUCAACUUUCAGCGUUGCAGACGCGGUCGACCUCGUCAUGCGCUGUCUGGAGAUCGACCCCGCGAACCGACCGAGCGCUGACAUGAUCUGCGACCACGCCUUCCUCGUGGGUCAGAAGGAAGGAUGGAGGGGCUCCAGGGGGUGGGUGAAUCCGCGAGACGAGGCGGAAGAGGCGGAAGACUGA